AGGACCGUAGUGCGCAGGCGCAGAGCAAACGGUCGCGCGAAGGAUUUGAGUUCGGUUUGAAUGGCCGAGGACGGAGCAGGGCGCUGUGUUUUGAAACUUGGAGCAAUGUAGAAGAUGGCGACACAGCUAAACCUGUCGGAGCCGUCGGAUUCAGACCAGUCGUCUGCGAGCGACCAGUCCGUGUCGAGCCGGAGCAGCAGCAGAGUGGCGGAGAAGAAGAAGGGGAAGAGCGAAGCCGAGGACCCGUUUGUUCUGAGCAUAAAGUACUUCUCCAGAGUUGAAGCAGGUACUCCUGUGCACGGGAACGAUGAGGUGGAGAGACACCUGGUGCUGGUGGAGACGGUGGCCUACAGCAAAGGACUCCCACCGGAGGCCAUCUCUGUUCUGCUGGAGUUUGCCAUGAGCCUCCGUAUGGGGACGACUCUAUGUGCCCGCGUGCUGAAAUGUCUGAUUCCUGCCACUGUGGUGCCUCAGGAGGCUGUUGUUCGAGCAGUGGUCUGGCUGGGUGUUGGCAAAAUACCUAUGAGCACACAAAUUCUUUUCAUAAAGUGGGUGUUGACCAUGUUUGACAUGAUUGAUGGAAAGGACCAACUUCGAGCCAUCUACGGCUUUAUCUUCAGUUUCGUCACAGAAGAAAAUCUGUGUCCUUUUAUCUGCCAUCUGUUAUACCUUUUGACCAUAAAGGAAAGUGUUCGAGUCUUCAGAGUCAGGAAGCUUCUGGAGCUGCAGUCUAAACUGGGACGGCAGCCGUUCCUCAUGCACCUUCUGUCACUUUACAAAGUCUUAUGUCCAGAACUGGUGACUCUCUCCAUUCCAUCACGGAUGAGGAGUGGGUUCAGGAACCACAAUUCCACAUGGAAGUCGACAUUGAUGGGUGUCCAGAAGAGGAACGGUUCCCAGGCUGCCUCGAGCAUCGGUCUGGCUUUCACGAUUAAAGAUAAGGCCAGCUCGAGGAAAAGGAAACACGGCCACCUGCAACUGCCGGCGCUGAGUUCUGUAGUCAAUAAACAGCCUCAGUCUGAGCCUUCCUCAAGCAGAAAGCUGGUCCCACUGGUGCAGCUGCGCUCCUUCGCUCAGCUGCUGGAAAAUAUGCACCAUAUAGAGCUGCCCGCUCAGAUGGGCUCACUGCUGGGCUCCAGUCUGGCACUGCAGUACCUGGACUUCGUGCAGGAUGAGUCUGCCCUCCUACGCCUCAACUUCUGGCUAGGCUACGCUCUUUACGAAGAAUUUCUGUUCUGCGGCGAUGGAGGAGGCUUCCAGAAUUCAGAUGAAGCGCUGCAGUUUUUGAACAAGUUGCUGUCCACAGAGAACUUUCUCCAGGGCGGGUUCACCAGUUCAGAGGCGUUUCUCUACAAGUUCCUCACAGUUUGGGACGGCUCCCUCCUCCGCCCACAGAUCCUCGCCCUGCUGAGCAACAUUCCCGUUGUUCCCAGUUCCCAAAUUGGACGGCUUCUUUUUGAGCCCCUCAUGCAGCUCUUCUUCACGUCCUCCGUGUUUUUCAAGUGUGGACUGGUGGAGUGUCUAAACAGUAUGCUCCUAAAGUGGCUGACCUGGCACUCGGUGUACGCGCUGGAGGACGACUUGGACAUCAGCCUCAAGAGCUACACCUCCAUAAACAUGACUUUGUCGGGGUUCAAGGAUUCAGUGAUGGAUCUGGUUCACUUUGUGGGUCAGCUGGCCUCGGUGGGCCUUCAGCUUGAAGGCUGCCACUCUCUCCUCCUCAGCUUUACCCUGGACUUCUACGAGACGGUGUGCGACAUGUUUCUGAAGUAUGGCCUCCCCCUGGUGGUGAUGCCUCCACCUGGAGUUUUUUACCCAACCCUGUUCGCCACGGACCCCAUUAGUGUAGACAGACUGGCCUACAUCAUGUACAGGUACAAGGUGAACCUGGCUUCAGCCAAGAGUCAAGAAAAGCUCACAGAGGCCUUUCACAUCAGCAGUCAGACGUUCCACGAGUUCAACCGCUACGUAAUCGUCAUGGUCAACAGCCUGUGGAACUCCAGGAUGUUUAAACCAGACAUGGAUUUAAAGCUGAGAGAGGAGCUGCUGCUCAAGAGCAGCGUACCACAAUACUGGGCGAGCUUCGACCUCAUCCACCACCCCGCCUUCAUGAGCUACGCUGUCGACUUUCACCAGAAGUGUUGGCCGGAGAGAAAGGACAUGGACCUCAAUUCCAUAAAGGAUUCAAAGCCGUGGAUCUGGUACCUGGAGUAUUUGUUCACUCAGGGCUACGACGGCUUCAAACUGUUUUUUCAGAGCAACAUCAGCCAGAAGUCGGCAGCAGACGACGAGCAGGACGAAAGCCUGUCUUAGACUCCUCCUCGCGAGACACUUGCAAACGACCCAGGUGUCUUUUUUUUGAACACAUCUCCAAGUUGAACUUUUUUUUUUAUUGUCAGUUCAGCCACAAUAGACAAUAAUGCCCUGGUGGCCGGUUGCCUGAAACAGCAUCAGUAGUCUGUUUAAGUUCAGUGAACACGAGGAACGAUGUUGUGUUUAUUGCAAAGUUAAAAAAACUCAUUCUAACUCACGUUCAUCUUACAGUUGGUAAGACUUUUAUAUCACAAAAAUAAAUUACUUUAUGGCUUAUAAUGCAAAUGACUGCAGACAAACAUAAAUUAUUCUUUGUAGAUUUGUUUUUUGGUUGUUGCAAUAAACACACUCUCAUUCUUUGUGUGAUGGCAACACACUGACAUUGAACCAGCUACUACAUUGGAAAAACAUUUUUCUUUAGCUUACUGUUUGUUUUUGUGUAAUAUAUUCUUGUACAGCUUUGCCACCUGCAAAAUCUGACUUUUGUACAUUGUUGAAAAUAUAAGUGUUGGACUAACCUUACUUUAGAAGCAAAUACAAUUAACCUAGUGUCUUAAAA
This is a messenger RNA of Acanthopagrus latus (yellowfin seabream), 2872 nucleotides long. It is a transcript of the gene cenpi, whose product is annotated as centromere protein I. The coding region runs from base 115 to 2313 and encodes 732 amino acids. The transcript has 20 exons. Gene Ontology annotation, cellular component: kinetochore. The record is from RefSeq and is a predicted model, not a curated record. Lineage: Eukaryota; Metazoa; Chordata; Actinopteri; Spariformes; Sparidae.